Molecule: messenger RNA, 1153 nt
Organism: Esox lucius (northern pike)
Lineage: Eukaryota; Metazoa; Chordata; Actinopteri; Esociformes; Esocidae
Exons: 7
Coding region: 232-972 (246 amino acids)
Biological process (GO): protein localization to plasma membrane
Source: RefSeq, a predicted model, not a curated record
CCUGGGUGUUGUACAUGGUCAAACCUGUAUGAUAUUCUUCUACACCGGAGUGAUCUAUUGGUUCCAAAAGCGUUUGGGAUGCCACAGUCGAAAUGAGAAGCCAGGUGUGUGUGCGACUAACUCUGCAGGUUAGAGACAAAGAUCCUCAAAGUGCCAGACUGAGACAGUGUUUGAAGUGGGAUCAUACCUACUGUAUCUCCACUGCUGCUGCUACCUCUGAACUAUCAAGACAUGGUUUUCUGGAUUCUACUGCCCAUCUCCCUCAGUUUAGUGUCUCUCAUUGGAACCUGGGUGACGUAUGGCCUGGCAUACAGCAAUGAUCAUGUUUGUUCCCUCAUCGACUGGGCCCCUGGAAGCCCCUGUGGAAACAACACAUCUACAGCCUGUUGUAAUGUUCCCACCAUAAGUUCAAGUGGAACAAAUUCACCAGAAAGUUCGUUGUUCACAGCCACUAUCAACGCUGGUUCAUUUCUAUUCCUGGUGUUCUGCAUCUUCCACCAUGCUCACAUCUUGGACAGGAACAGGGUUCAAUCAAUGCUCAGUAGAAUUGCCCUGGUGUUUGGCGGAGUGGCAGCGGUUGGAGCCUUCGUAGCUGGGAACUGCAAUCCUACUGCCCUGACGAUAGGCCAUUACCUGGGGGCCGCUGUGAGCUUCCUGUGCAUCUGUUUCUACAGCCUGCUCCUCACUGUGCUGACCGGGAAGUGUGUCCUGACCCACAUGGAGUGGGUCCUCUACCCAGCAAGGAUUGUGUCUACGGGGAUCCAGAUCGUCGUCACUGUGUGCUACACCAUCCUGUUUGUCCAGGAGGACUACAUGUACAAGCAUAUAGCGGCGUUGUUUGAGUGGAUAAUGAGCGUCAACUUGGAAUUGUUUGAACUCAGCUUCGCUGUGGAGUUCUGGUUCUUCUCCUCCUCCACGUUGUCUACGCUGAUGAGAAAGAAAGAGGAGGAGAAACCUAUACUUCUUUCCUGACAAGAGACAAUACUAUUGGGCUAGGGGAGAGACACUUUAGACACUGGGGUCUAGUUCAUUAGACAUGACAUGGAAGAAAAGGUGCUGCACUGAAGCAAGAUUUGUCAUGGAAGCAUUCCUGAAAGCUUUGUAAAGGGAAAACUGUUGACCAUAACCUCUUUCAUAACCACUGAUGAACCAA